UCCGCGCCGUAGGUCUCUCUAGUGAGGCGCUCUCUCUAAAUUGCCCUGUCAACGGUCCCUGGUAUUGAAUUGAGUGGAUGCGUCGUAGUGGACGGUGGGGACAAAGAUCGGCGCUGCUCCUGAUAACAACUCCCCGCUUUCCGAAUCACUCUGGCGCUAACUCGUUUCUCUUCGGUCGGCGAGCAAAGACUGUUACCGUAGUCUGGAGGAUUUUUCCCUAUGGAGAGACGAAAUCCUCCGAGCUUCCGGAGUAACUUUCGUCGUGCACCAUGAUCCGCUCCCAGCGAGUCCCCAAAUGAUGUAUUCAUCCUACCAGAAGCAUUAUCCGACUGAAACAUUAUACUGCACUUCGGACAUCGUUAAAGGGACAAUGGCGUACAAUGAGGAAUUGUCUCCUGAAGAAGGACGUCUCACAGAUUUCGAAGUCGAUCAAAUCGAACAUUGCUAUAGGAGCCAGAAGACCAGCGUUUACGUCGCGAGAUGCCUCGCCAAUUUAUACUUCACCAGAGCCGAUCAAAGGGGAAAUCCGGUUGCUUGGGAACUGAGCUCUUGUGGAGUUCCAGUUUUGAUUCUCGACAGAGGUGAAUCGAAAGCGCGAUCGACCCGUCAGCUGCAGAUUAUUCUCGCGGAAAAGGGCACGGGCUUCGCUCUGUGGAGAGACAAGAUCGAUAACUUGUCACAGUACAAGUGUCCCGGAGAGGAAGCUUCGUUUCAAACCAUGUAUUUAUCGUAUGAUCACCGAGAAAUGAUCGGCUUCAGUUUCGACUUGGAGGGAGCCGCGCAGGAUUUCUUCGAGACUGUGUCAGAUCUGUGCGCAGAUCCGAAAAAUAUCAGUCUUUCGAUGCCCAAGCUGUCUAAGAAGAAGUCGUCGAAGUCGAAGAAGUCGAAAACACCAGAAAAACGUCGCGUCGUCAAAUCGGAAAUAUCGACGCCCAUUUGCUUCCAGCACGUGACGUCAGUUGACGUCAUGGACCGCGAGAAGCUCAACUCGUUAAGCUCUUUGGUGCAAACCUUGAGUUUAGAUGUGAGCUCUGUGGAGAGUGCGAGCACAUCGGGAACUUCGAGUUCGAAUUCAAUAACCUCGAGUCAUCUUUGAUGAACCCGUGGAUGAUCUUUUAGAGCGCUUUCAUGUAUAAAUGCUCCCACUGUACAUAAGAUGCAAAGUGAUUACAAGCCGACGAGGUGCCAAGCGGACGUUUCCUCCUUAUGUAUAUAGUACUUGAUCCUGAUUUGGACAAUGUCAUUGUUGCGAUUAUCGGAUAUGAAUGGAUCGGUAAUAAAAACCCUAAUUAUUGAGAAGA
Galendromus occidentalis (western predatory mite) is the source of this 1301-nucleotide messenger RNA. RefSeq names its product misexpression suppressor of ras 3 (gene MESR3). NCBI's taxonomy places the organism in Eukaryota, Metazoa, Arthropoda, Arachnida, Mesostigmata, Phytoseiidae. The record is from RefSeq and is a predicted model, not a curated record. Gene Ontology annotation, biological process: regulation of transcription by RNA polymerase II. Bases 296 to 1096 code for a protein of 266 amino acids. Gene Ontology annotation, molecular function: DNA-binding transcription factor activity. The transcript is spliced from 4 exons.